Molecule: messenger RNA, 1222 nt
Organism: Dalotia coriaria
Lineage: Eukaryota; Metazoa; Arthropoda; Insecta; Coleoptera; Staphylinidae
Exons: 3
Coding region: 47-1141 (364 amino acids)
Source: RefSeq, a predicted model, not a curated record
CAUUUAAGACUCAACAUCAUAAAGUGUGCUUCAAUUGAUAAGAGUCAUGGCCAACUGUAUUUUCUUGACAAUUAUCGCAGGUUUGUUGAGCGCAAGCUUAACAGAUGUUCUUUCCUUGCCGCCUCCAUAUAAUUCAAACGAGGUGCCUCAUUACUAUAAGGCGGUUGACGCCGAUCCGUUUGAAGUGGUGGACUCUUAUUACCUCUACAUACGAAAUUUGGAAGAAAUAGACGUCAUUUUGGAUCAAUUAGAAGACAGUUUCAAGGAUCUCCAAAUUCAAAAUAUAAGGAAAUGGUUUGAGAGUGAAUUUGAUACGGUUGGAUUUAUCUUGCGCAUGCCGGUCAUCAAGGGCCAGGAACAUCGUUACGCGCCAAUACUGGAACGGUAUGGCUCGGCUGCAGUACUUCCUAAACCGUCAAUACCUGUUGUACCACAAGUAAUCGUUGCAGAACCUUCAAAACCAACAAUUUAUCACAGCGAAGACGACGAUGUGAAAUUGGUGUCAACUGUUCCACCAGCUGAUUCUUUUCGUGUUAUUAAUCAUAACAUCCCGCCAACGGAACCACUGCAUCUCCGAGAAGAUGACGAAUUGGAAGAGUCAAAUAUUGAGCCGGCCCUCGUUCCAUCUGAUGUGACAAUUUCUGAAACUCAAGCAUCUAUUCAGCCAGAAACAGUCCAAACUCCUAUUUACCCAAGAUACGAAGAAGUGGCUGUUCCCAUCGGUUACGCUCAACAUUCCCAGGUUCCACAAGUUUCGCCAUCGGUAAUAAAAUUUCCUGUGGCCGAGCGUGAAAUUGUCCUACCAACAGCUAGGCCAGUAUCCCUCAAACCAAGAACCGUUAUUGUGGAAAACGAUGAUGUUGAACACGCCGCUACAGCACCGCUGCUUGCAAGCCCAAUUGAAGCAAAACCUGAUAAAGCUCUUGGGGCAGAUUGGUCCAUCAUCAACCCAAACUCGCCAAAGUAUUCGAUGAUUCAAUUGUACAAGCUUUUUCCUCAUAUUGCUAAGAUGAUUGGUUACAUGAACGCUCAAGAUUGCAAGGCGCGUGAGCUCACGGAUACAGACUUUCCAGAAAAUGUCAGUUUUCAAAAAUGGCUGACUGUUUUACAUGUACUCGAAGCUAACCACGUUGAGGGAUAAAGAAACAAGCGAAUUAUCCUAACAAAUAUUGUUUAUCAAUCAUUCAGCAAUUUGAAAUAAUAAAACAAUAAUUGCAGAUUA